Messenger RNA from Myotis lucifugus (little brown bat), 1422 nucleotides. RefSeq names its product dorsal inhibitory axon guidance protein (gene DRAXIN). The record is from RefSeq and is a predicted model, not a curated record. The transcript has 6 exons. Gene Ontology annotation, cellular component: extracellular region. Lineage: Eukaryota; Metazoa; Chordata; Mammalia; Chiroptera; Vespertilionidae. Gene Ontology annotation, biological process: axon guidance; Wnt signaling pathway.
AUGGCUGGACCCACCACCCACGUUGCUCCCAUGCUGUUCCUUGCCCUCCUGGCGUUUCUGGAGCUGAGCCUGGCCGGCUCCCUGGGCCCCGGAACCCCUGCUCGAAACCUCCCUGAGAAUCACAUCAACCUCCCAGGCCCAGCACUGUGGACGCCUCAGGCCAGCCACCACCACCGGCGGGGCCUGGGCAAGAAGGAGCGGGGGCCAGGCAUGCCUGGCCGGGCCCAGGAUGGAGCUCUGGGCACCUCCACCAGGCAGGCCUCCAGGCUGCCAGGGGCAGGGGGGCUGCUGCCUGGGCAAAGUCCUGCAGGCCUGCUGCAGGACAAGAGUCUGCUCCUGGGGCUGGCCCUGCCCUACCCUGAGAAGGAGAACCGGUCUCCAGGGAAGAGACGCAGCAGGGAGCACAGGAGACGCAGGGAGAGGCUGAAACUGCACAGAGGCCGAGCCUUGGUCCGAGGCCCCAGCUCCCUCAUGAAGAAGGUGGAGCUGCCCGAAGACCAGGCGCUGGACGCUGCCAUGGAGGAGUCGUCCACCAGCCUGGCCCCGACCAUCCUCUACCUCACCACCUUUGAGGCAGCACCUGCCACGGAAGAGUCCCUGAUCCUGCCUGUCACAUCCCUGUGGCCCCAGGCUCAGCCCAGGCCUGACGGGGAGGUGAUGCCCACGCUGGACAUGGCCUUGUUCGACUGGACCGAUUAUGAAGACUUAAAACCUGAGGCCUGGCCCUCUGCCAAAAAGAAAGAGAAGAACCCGGGGUAAACUCUUCAAGUGAUGGGCAAUGAGACAUCCCCAGCCGAAGGGGAGCCGUGCGACCAUCACCACGACUGCCUGCCAGGGACCUGCUGUGACCUGCGGGGGCACAUCUGCAUGCCCCACAACCGGGGCCUCAACAACAAAUGCUUCGACGACUGCAUGUGUGCGGAAGGGCUGCGCUGCUAUGCCAAGUUCCACCGGAACCGCAGGGUCACACGGAGGAAGGGGCGCUGCGUGGAGCCCGAGACGGCCAACGGCGACCAGGGAUCCUUCAUCAACGUCUAGUGGCCCAGACUGAGGCGCCUCCCCGCAGGCCUGGGGACGGAGCGCUGGAGGUUUGGAGAAGCGACAGUUUGUUUAUAACUAGCGGUGGGGGAGCAAAUGGGGGACCAGAUGUCUGAGGCUGCAGGCUCCGACCCAGGACCCGAUCGAGGACCCGCAGCCCCGGGAGGGGAGCGCUGGGGUACUGCCUCUGCCCAGGAGCCGAGCAGCAGCUCGUCUGCAACCCACACCCCUGAGGGACCCGCAGGGCCUGAGCAACCCGUGCCCUGUUCUCCGCGAUGGCAAUGUCGAUAGUGCCCUCUACUGUCCGACCGCAGCACUGCAACAGCUUCGAGUUUUAAAAGUGAAGAGGUUUUUGAACAGAAAAGAAAUGGGAACUUGGGUGGG